UUGAAAAGAAAAAAGUCAUCCAUGUACAAAGUCGGGCAUUAGUUGGAUUUCCAUGCCCUACUCAAUCCCCUUACUAAGGCCCAAUCCAGCGGACCCUGUGCCUUUCUACCGCCUUCCUCAUCUGAUCCACACCUACUCCCAUCUGCCCACUAGGGCCAUAUCCCACGAUGACGCUUCCAUGGCCUACUACUCUCCAGCCCCGAUCGGAUGCAAUCUCACGGAAGGAUUUGAAAGACGGAUAGAGAGAGAAGACGAGGAAGAACAUUUGGAUGGGCUGGUAGAGAGUCUGGAAUGGCUUAUUACAAGGGGGAGGAAGGGUGAAAGAAAAGGAGGGAUCAUCACGUGGAGAGGAAUGUUGACUAGGCUCAUUACCAUGCCAUAUGAGACAAGAGACCCAUGGGAGAUGACAGCUAUAGCCCUCGACGGUUCUGUCUAUCUUGAAUUGUGGGAUCCGCCAGAGGAAAAAGCCAAACGGAAACGAGAGCAGUCAGCUUGGGAGAAGCAAGGCUAUAUGGGAUACGCAUACGAGUCAUUCUCCACUAUACCGCAGGAGGGACGUCCAGGAAAUGGACCGGAAGGGUGGGGAGGUGAUGUCAAUACCAACGUACAAUGGGCUAAUGUGGUACGCUCCGCGAUAGGAGAAAUCCCGCUCUGCAUUGCAGGGGAAGUCGACUGCGUUAAAGCUGAGCCUGGAUCUCCAAACCCUGGCUUAUCAGGCUGCAUGGAACUCAAGACUAAUAAAGUCAUACAACAUCCUGGACACGAAGCCAUGUUUCAUAAAAAGCUGUUGAAACAUUGGGCACAGAGCUGGUUACUGGGGAUACCUGAAGUCGUCGUAGGCUUCAGAGAUGACGAUGGGAUCCUUCGCUCCCAAACAACGUUCGAUACUGCAAAGAUUCCGUAUCUAGUUGAGGUGCUCAACAAACCAUCAUGGUCACCUAACCGCUGCCUCCAAUCACUACAUUCGGUCUGCUCUUUCUUGACAAAGAAUGUCUUACCGACCGAUCCGCUCGUCACCUAUCCCCAUAUACGCGGCAAUAGACAAGCUGUAAAGGAAGCUGGAGAGUUACCGCCAGCCGUCGUGUGGCGAUUGGCAUUUGACCCAAAGAAGGGCUGUGAGUUGCACGCUGUAGGAGAAGUAGGCGUAGUCGAUGGGCGAUGGGGAGGAAUGCUGAAGGAGGAAUAUGUGCGAUGGAGAAUGGGGUUGGAAUGAACACUACUGCAGUACCACGGUAGAGCCUGUUUAAUAGUCUACAGAUAUGCAUAAUUGCAAUAAUAACAAGAGACCAUAAGGGAGUGUACGAUGGUCCUUUC
Molecule: messenger RNA, 1314 nt
Organism: Cryptococcus deneoformans JEC21
Lineage: Eukaryota; Fungi; Basidiomycota; Tremellomycetes; Tremellales; Cryptococcaceae
Product: enzyme regulator, putative
Exons: 9
Coding region: 53-1213 (386 amino acids)
Biological process (GO): nuclear-transcribed mRNA catabolic process; NAD-cap decapping
Cellular component (GO): cytosol; nucleus
Molecular function (GO): mRNA 5'-diphosphatase activity
Source: RefSeq, a predicted model, not a curated record